This is a messenger RNA of Suillus bovinus, 507 nucleotides long. RefSeq lists its product as uncharacterized. The record is from RefSeq and is a predicted model, not a curated record. Gene Ontology annotation, molecular function: cyclic-nucleotide phosphodiesterase activity. The transcript has a single exon. Lineage: Eukaryota; Fungi; Basidiomycota; Agaricomycetes; Boletales; Suillaceae. The annotation marks the transcript as partial.
UCCAGAUCAUACCCCCGCUUCGACCCUCAUGUUACGCUCGUCACGUUCUCAUGCCCUCAUCGCCCUAACAUAUUUCAAUUGGUGCCUAUGGGUGCCAAAACGACUCCCGUGCAUUUUGAGUCCAUGGAGGUCGGAGACGACUUCCUCAGCUCAUUGUCUGUCGUCGUCAAGAAGUCCAGCGAGAUCAUGCAGCUACGUGAUCGCAUUAUGGACCACCUGAAGGCGAACAACAUACGAGCCACAUCAACCCCUUCAUUCCCACACAUGGCGUUGUUCUACCUAGAUGAAUCGUUCAAAGGAGAACGCUUGCUGCUUAGCAAACAAUUGCGAGAGACAGGAAGGGUACACGAACAGACAGGCGGAGAGAAGAAAUUUACGCUGAAUUGUACUGUGGAUGGUGCCGCGGCUGAAUUUGAUGCCAUUGGAGGCUUUGAAGGGAUGGAAAUAUGGCUCGUGGAUUGCACUGAAGGAGUGGAAGAUUGGACCGUCCUCGAUAGACGGUAUCUC